GUAACUUCAACGUUAAACAAAAGUGAAGCCUGCAUGUUGAUUGACUGACAAAAAUAUUUCCUUCGAAUUUGAAAUUUAAAAUUUAAUUAAACUACACUUCUUCCAAAUAAAUUAGUAACUCCACCCCCAUUGUUGCACUCACCCACAAAACAAGAUGUCUAUGUCCAAGACAACAAACACGUACAACCGACAAAAUUGGGAAGACUCGGACUUCCCCUUGUUGUGCGAAACGUGUUUGGGCGACAACCCCUAUGUCCGAAUGACGAAGGAUCGUUUUGGUCAAGAAUGUAAAAUUUGCAACCGGCCUUUCACAAUUUUUCGAUGGUGUCCCGGAGCAAAAAUGCGUUUCAAGAAAACAGAAGUUUGUCAAACAUGUGCAAAAUUGAAGAACGUUUGUCAAACAUGUUUGUUGGAUUUGGAGUAUGGAUUGCCGACUCAAGUUCGAGAUAAUGCUCUCAAAGUUCGAGAUGCGUUGCCCAGGAGCGAUGUCAAUAAGGAAUAUUAUCUUCAAAAUGUGGAGUCCUCCUCAACGGACAACACGGUGGCGUUGGGCGAGGUUGGCAAGGCAACGGCGCCGUCUGACUUAUUAAUGAAAUUAGCACGAACUACGCCGUAUUAUAAAAGAAAUCGGCCACACGUUUGCUCCUUUUGGGUUAAAGGUGAAUGCAGCAGAGGAGAAGAAUGUCCUUACCGUCACGAAAAGCCAACGGACCCAGACGAUCCAUUGUCCGAUCAAAAUAUUCGAGAUCGUUACUAUGGUUCCAAUGAUCCCGUGGCGGACAAAUUGUUGCGAAGAGCAACGGCGCUACCGACAUUGACUCCGCCGGAGGAUAAAUCCAUUACUACCCUGUACAUUGGAAAUACUGGAGAAUUUAUGACUGAACAGGACUUGAGGGAUCAUUUCUAUCAGUUUGGAGAAAUCCGAAGUAUAUCCAUGGUUGCUAAGCAACAGUGUGCAUUUGUACAAUUUACAAAGCGUGAAAGUGCAGAGUUAGCGAGUGAAAAAAGUUUUAAUAAAUUGAUUUUACUUGGACGACGGUUAACAGUGCGUUGGGGUCGUGGGGGCGGUAAAAAAGAUAGCGAUCCAACAGGUGCGGGAGGGAGUAAACUUGUGGGUGUGCCAGGAUUACCAGAUUUCACUGGGGCCGUUGGUGGGAGUGGUUUGGGUGGAUUUUUUACCGGAAAUUUAGCACCAGAUGUUAUGGCACCACCGGGAGUGGUGUAUUAUCCUAGUAUGGAUCCAACCAGGAUGGGUGGGGGUGGCGGAGAGUAAUAAUUACCAUAGUUAAACUAUUUUUAUAAUGAUUAUUCUUGUUUUUUUUAAUAAACAUUAAUUUACAAAUUGAUUGUCAUGUAAA
Messenger RNA from Folsomia candida, 1358 nucleotides. RefSeq names its product pre-mRNA-splicing factor RBM22. The record is from RefSeq and is a predicted model, not a curated record. The transcript is spliced from 5 exons. Gene Ontology annotation, cellular component: Prp19 complex; U2-type catalytic step 1 spliceosome; U2-type catalytic step 2 spliceosome. Gene Ontology annotation, molecular function: metal ion binding; pre-mRNA binding; U6 snRNA binding. The coding region runs from base 155 to 1273 and encodes 372 amino acids. Lineage: Eukaryota; Metazoa; Arthropoda; Collembola; Entomobryomorpha; Isotomidae.